Molecule: messenger RNA, 2976 nt
Organism: Ascoidea rubescens DSM 1968
Lineage: Eukaryota; Fungi; Ascomycota; Saccharomycetes; Ascoideales; Ascoideaceae
Gene: RAD2
Product: ssDNA endodeoxyribonuclease RAD2
Exons: 3
Coding region: 1-2976 (991 amino acids)
Biological process (GO): nucleotide-excision repair
Cellular component (GO): nucleus
Molecular function (GO): DNA endonuclease activity; single-stranded DNA binding
Source: RefSeq, a predicted model, not a curated record
AUGGGUGUGCAUCUUCUUUGGAAUAUACUAGCUCCCUCUUCUCGUGCUGUUAACCUUGAAUCUCUUCACAAUAAAGUAUUAGCAAUCGAUGCCUCCAUUUGGUUGUACCAGUUUUUAAAGGCUGUUAGAGAUAAAGAUACUAAUCAAGCUCUAAUAAAUUCUCAUAUUGUCGGUUUUCUAAGAAGAAUUUGUAAAUUGUUAUAUUUUGGUAUAAAGCCUGUCUUUGUAUUUGAUGGUGGUGCUCCUGAAAUAAAGAAAAAAAUUAUAUUUCAAAGAAAACAGAACAAAUCUUACAAUAGAGAAAAUUUAAAACAAACUGCUAAAAAACUUUUCAAUUUGCAAUUACAAAAAGAAGCUUUGAAAGCUAUUUCAAAUGAUGAUACCAGUAGCAGCAAAGCACCUAAAAAUCAACAAUCAUUAAACAACGAUAAAGAGCACUUUACUAAAAAUAACCGAUUCUUGAAAGAGGAUGAUUAUGAGUUGCCGGAAAUAAAAGCUUUUGAGUAUGAUAAAUCUGAUUUAAGAAUUAUUUCUGAUAAUGAGUAUGAUGACUAUUUUGCUUCAUUUGAUGCAGACAUUGAUUUCAAUGAUAUUGAUAUUGAUAAUAUUGAUCCGGGAUCCGCUGAAUUUGACAAACUAUCAUUGGCUGCCCAGUAUAUGAUUUUAUGGCAAUUAAGAUUAAAGUCAAGAUUAAGAAUGGGUUAUUCAAAAGAGCAAUUGGAAUCGUUAUUUCCAAACAGUUUAGAUUUCUCUAAGUUUCAAAUUAAAAUGGUUCAAAAAAGAAACUAUUUAACCCAGAAGCUAAUGAAAGUUUCUGGAAUGGAUAAAAAUGCAGGCUCGAUCAAUAUUACUAAUAAAAGGAUUGUAGGAGAAAAAAAUAGAUCUUAUAGGCUAGAAAAGAAUCAAACUGGGUGGAGUUUGGCUCUAGACAACCCAACAAAUAAUGCUGAUAAUCCUGUUGUCAUUGACGAGUAUGAAAGAGAAUUCAAUGACGACGACGAAGAGGAUGUCAAAUUAAAUCAAAACGGUUCAGAUGAUUCAGAUGAUUCAGACGAAUUUGAAGAUAUUCCACUUGAUAUUGAAGUCGAUAAAACAUCUCAAAAUUAUUCCUUAAAUUCUAUGCCAUUGCCGCCAAUUACUGAAGAAUUAGCAAAGGUUUUGAAUCUGAAUAGCUUAAACAAAACAAGAGAUCAAACUGAAAAAUUUAAUGAGCAACAGUUGAAAACAGCAAUUGAACAGUCCAAAAAAGAACUUUUCAAAAUUAGACAAGAGCAACAAAAUUUGCUUGAAGAUAACGAAGAAAACGAGUUACCUUUUACUUUUAAUUUUCCGAACUCUACUGCAAACAUCAAAAAUCUAGAAGCUAGGGAUUUUUUAAAGCCAAAAGAAUUUACCUUUGACAAAAGGUUUUUUCAAAAUUCUUUAUUGUUUGCCAACAAUAAAUCCGAAAUGAUUUUUGAAGAUAAACAUGAUGAUGAAAAUAAAGAUAUCAAGCUCAAAAGUAAGGAAAAUUUUAAUAUUAUGAAUAACGAAAGCUUAACUGACGAUAAUCAGCAUAGUAUUGAAGAAAAAAACAAAAAAUAUGAUUUACCACUGGUUAUUGAACCUUCCUGGUUUCAGCUGUCUCACAUAAAUCUAAAUCUUAACUCUGAAAAUAAAAAUAAAAAUCCGUACAAACUAACUCAAUUGGCAGAAGAUAAAAAGACUGAGGUCAAUAAUGAGUCUGAAUUUACACCUGAAUUAGUUCCUUAUCAAGAUAUAAAGGAAUAUAUAGAAAAGGAUGAAAAUGAGUCUCAACAUGUAGAUAUUUUGGAUAAUAUUGAUUUCAAAAAUGAUGAAAGUGGUGAUGAUGAUGAUGAUGAUGAUGAUGAUGAUGAUGAUGAUAUUAUCAUUCUUGAUAGUAAAAAGGUUGUAUUUGAUAGUAAUAAUAAAAGCCAAAAAGAGCUAGAAGAUAUUUUACAAUAUGAUUUUUUUGAUAAUGAAGAGCAAGAUUUAAUAGAAAACUUCUCAAAAGAAGAUCAAGAGCAUGAAAGAUUUACAAGAGAGAUCAACAAGAAGGCCAGUAUUAAUGGAAAUAAAUUAAAUCUUGAUGAAAUCGAAAUUCAACAAAAUUUAUUGGAACAAAAAAAAGGUCAACAAAUGAGAGAUUCUGAUGAGGUUACAAGGGAUAUGAUAUGUGAUAUCCAGGAAUUAUUAAGACAGUUUGGAAUUCCAUAUUUAGUUGCUCCGAUGGAGGCUGAAGCUCAAUGUGCUGAAUUGAUUAAAUUGAAGCUAGUUGACGGAAUAAUCACAGACGAUAGUGAUGUUUUCUUGUUUGGAGGCGAUAACAUUUAUCGCAACUUUUUUCAUGAUAAGAAAUAUGUUGAAUUUUAUGAUAUGUAUUAUAUUUUGAAUAAAGUUGGAUUGAAUAGAGAAAGAUUAAUUGAACUAGCAUAUUUAUUGGGCAGUGAUUAUACAGAAGGAAUUAAGGGUAUUGGACCAGUAAAUGCAAUUGAAAUUUUAGCAAAUUUUGAAAAUUUGGAACUUUUCAAAAUUUGGUUUGAAAAAACAAUUAAAAACCCUGAUAGCAUGACCAAAGAUGAUAAUGAUGUGAAUUUUAAAAAAAGGUUAUUGAAAAAACUCGUCAAAAAUGAGACUAUUCUUGAUGGGAAUUUUCCUGAUUCAAAGGUUAAAGAAGCAUACUUAAAACCAGAGGUUGACAAAGACAAAACAAAAUUUGUGUGGGCAGAUCCAUAUUUAGAGGGAUUAAGGGAAUUUUUAGAAGUUAAAGUUGGAUGGAAUAGAAGUAAAAUUGAUGAAAUUCUACUACCUGUUAUUAGGGAAAUCAAUAAAAAGAAGAAGAAUGGACAAAGAAAUAUUGAUGAAUUUUUCUUGAGAAAAGAGAUGCCAAGUAAUAAAGCAGGAAUUGGGAAUGAAAAAGGAAGUAAGAGAAUUAAAGAAGCAAGAAAAAAGUUGGUUAAAAAAAGAAAAAUGUAA